Molecule: messenger RNA, 1468 nt
Organism: Salvia splendens (bonfire salvia)
Lineage: Eukaryota; Viridiplantae; Streptophyta; Magnoliopsida; Lamiales; Lamiaceae
Exons: 1
Coding region: 314-1279 (321 amino acids)
Source: RefSeq, a predicted model, not a curated record
GAUUCCCUCUCAUUCAUUAUCCUCUGAAAUAGCCAAAAACAUAAAUAUAUAUCGUAUGAAUAAAAACCAAAACUAAAAACAAUAACCGCCUAUAUAAAAAUUUUUAAAAAAAAAUCAGAAGCCAUUGAACAGAUUCAUCAUUUUUAUUUUCUGGUUGCGACCUACCAAAUCUUCGCCAUCUGCCGCCAUGAUCGUCGCUUCUCAGUUGCAACAAUAAUUCUCUCUCUCUAGAAGAGCACGCGAGUAAGUAUCGGACAAAACCUGCUACUUUUUCUGCGCAAGUCUCUCUGCAUUUGCAGAAAUUGUUGCUCACAUGCAGAUUUUGGUUCAUCUUCUGAUUGUGAGCUCUGUUCUCGGAUUUCACAAGAGUUUUCACAAGCUUAUUCUCGGAGGUGUUGUUGCGAUGGAAUGUGUCUCGUUUUUUAGGCAUUUUGCCCUGCAUUAUGAACUAGGCUGUGAGGGUUUCCUCUUUGGGAUCUUCAUUGAGGUUCACAGAAUUCUAGGGCUUUGGCUGUUUGUAAUGUUCGGAUUUUGCCUCCGAUUUUUGUUGUCUCGUGAUUUCUGCAGCGGUUUAGUUCGAUUUCUGUGCGGUUUGAGUGGGGAAUUAGGUGCUUUGAAGGUUGGGUUUUACUCGAAAACUGUUGGUGGUGGAAAAUCGGGGCUGUCGAAUUUAAUCGAUGAAAUUGAAGUGGAUGAGAUUGAUAAUUUGAAAUAUUGCAGUGAUGUUGGUGGGGAAAUUGCAGUGAGAAAUGAAGUUUAUGGAGAAAUUGUAUCUGAUUCUGAAUCUGAUGAUGGAUUUGUUGCUAAGAAUAAUGGUGAUGGUGAAGAUGUUGAAGUUGAUGCUAAGAAUAAUGAGGAGGAUGAUGAUGAUGAUGAAGGUGUUGAAUCUGAUAUCAGAGCAUUGGGGGAAUUGCUGAAGAUUGAGCAUCAAAAAGUUAAUGAUCUUCAAGCAGAGCUUGUGAAGGAGAGGGCUGCCUCGGCCACUGCAGCCGAGGAGGCAAUGGCGAUGAUUCUGCGGCUGCAGAGUGAGAAGAGCUUGCUCGAAAGGGAGUAUAGCCAGCACAGGAGGCUGGCUGAGGAGAAGCAAAUCCACGAUCAGCACGUGAUCAGGUCGCUGCAGUUGCUCGUGUGGCAGCACGAGUUCAAGGGGAGGAGGCUAUUCGAAGACAACGAUGACGAAGAGGAGGAGGAAGAGGAAGACGAGGCUCGGAGUUGCUUGAACGGUAAUAUCUUGGAUGCUCUUGAAAAUGUGCUAUAUAGCUCCCGUGAUUCGGAUUGAUUAGGGGAAUCUUGUUCUUGUAUAGUGCUACUACUAACUUUUUGCUUUAGAUUCUUGCAUUUUGUGUUAUGGAGGAAUCAGAAAAUGAUUAUCCUAAAAGUAAAAAAGCAAUUUGUUGAAGGAGGACCUUGUGAUGAAACAGAGGAAGAACAUAAUCAUAAAUAUGAAUAUAUCUAAAUGGUCCCCCCA